ACUCCGUCCUCCUGACUCCGUCACGUACAGCGUCAGUUGGCGGAAGUUGUUGUUUUUAAACCCGACAGCUUGUUUUUUUCUUCUCUAUCUGCUGCUGUUAAGUUUCUAGUGGGUUCGCGCCUGUCAGAUGUACCAUGUUUGCAGGAAAAACCAAGAAGAAGCCGCCGAGCAAAGGCCAAGGAGUAGCAACUGCCAAGCAACUUGGCCUGUUUGUAGACUUCUCGCCUGAGGAUAUGAUGAUGAAUACAAAUGGGGAUGAUGAUGGAGACCUGGAAGCAGAAUUAGCUGAAAUAACUGGAAAGAAGUCUGUUACUAAACCAAAGUCUAAAGGCAAAUCACCUUUGCCAAUGGACCAUAUAGAACAAAUGGCUGAGGAAUGUUUGAAGGAUAUAGAUGAUGAUGAUGAUGAUAAUGAUAAUGAUAAUUUGGAAGAUGAAGAAGAACUCUUGGCAGAACUGAAGGAAAUGGUUCAGGAAGAGGAGGAGGAAGAACCUACAAAUCCAUCUGUUCUCAUAGAGUCUGCUCCGGAUCCAGUGAAUCAAUGUCCCAUCUCUCAGCCUCAGUCAAAUAUAGUUACUGUUAAUGCUGGAUUACAAAAUACGCUGGAAGAGAGACUACAAAUGUACAGAAUUGCAAUUAGUAAUGCAAAGCAAGCUGGAGAGAUGUCAAAACUGAGGCGAUAUGAACGAGGAUUAAAGACAUUGCAGACACUGCUGGCUUCUGCAAACAAAGGUAAAAAGAUAGAGGAAGCAGAAAUUCCUCCCCCAGUUGCAACUGGUAAAAGCAGUGCCACAGGAGUGGAGCCUGAUAGUUUAAGUGCAAAAAGUUUGGAAGAUGGAAUGGCUGAAAUGCGUCAGGAAGCACGAGCACCAGCAAAUGAGGCACUACUACCUAAAUCAAGUGUUACAGAGUUAUCUGUGAUGUCUUCAGAGCCUGAGCCUUCAAACAUUGCAGCAUCUGUAACUUCUGUUCAGUCUGAGAUUGUUGAUGUGUUGACUACUGAUACAGCAAAUAAUGACAACGCUGGAAGUGAUGAUACAAAAACAAAAGUAUUAUUGGUUGGGAGACAGGAGGAGUAUAAACUGGCUGCACUAAGAGCAAAGCAAGCGGGAAACAUCACACAAGCUAAAGAAUACAUGAAAAUCAGCAAAAAAUUUGAUGUUGUGAUAAAGGCUUUGGACAGUGGGGAGCCUGUAGAUCUGACUAACCUGCCACCAUUACCAACAGCUUUGACAGAUACUUCAGCCGAAGAAAAAUCACUUAGUCCUUCAAAUGUAGUAACUCUUCCGGAGCAGCAAGGAAUGGAUUCAAAAACUGAAUAUCAAGACACUCCAGAAUCCGGCCUACCGCCAUCACCUAAAGAUGUUGUGGAAGCUCUGCAUCAAAGAAUGGAGAAAUAUAAGACAGCAGCAGCUCAAGCUAAAGCUGAUGGGAAUGACCGUAAAGCAAGGAUGCAUGAGAGAAUAGUGAAGCAAUAUCAAGAUGCAAUUAGAGCUCACAAAGCUGGAAGGAAAGUGGAUUUUUCAGAUCUUCCUAUACCGCCAGGAUUCCCAACAAUACCAGGAGUGGAAGAAGCUUCUGGAGAUCACAGCAUUGUUGAAACACUUGAAACUGCAUCCAGACUAGUCACUCCGGCAAUUGAGGAGGACGAGGAGGUAACAGAGGUUGAGAGUGGAUCUCCUCAGCCAAGUAUGCAACCUCCAGUUGCAAAGAAACCAACAAAGCUUCCAGGUCAUGGCGUGCAAACAGCUGAAGCAACAUUGAUAUUACCAGUUGCAUCAGAAGAAAGACAAUCCCCAAAACCAGUAAAGAAGCUAACACCAAGUGAUGAUUUGAUUCAGCUCAGUUCAGUCGCUCAGCAACAAUUGGAAUUUCUUCAGAAUAGGAAGAAAUUGUACAUGAAAGCUGCUGUACAAGCAAAACAAAAAAAGAACUUGGAACAAGCAAAAAAUUUCCUUAAAAUUGCAAAAGGCUUUGAUCCAAUGAUUGUGGAUAUCCAAUGCGGAAAAUCAAUUGAUAUUUCAAAGGUUCCUUCACCCCCUGAUACUGAAGAUGAUGAUGAUGAUUUUAUAAUAGUGCAUCACAAGGAUGUGCAGAUUUCAGAAACGUUGGAUGAAGUGUACACACAUCUUAUGAACCUUCUGAAGGAGCAAUAUGAGAAAUGCAUGUCCUAUUCAAAGCAAUUUAUACAUCUUGGCAAUAUCACUGAGACCACCAGGUUUGAGAAGAUGGCUGCCGAUUGCAAGAUAAGUAUGCAAAUCCUUAAACUUGGGCAGGCUCGUGGCUCGGAUCCACCAAAGUAUCAUUUUGAGGAGAGAACCUUUAAAACUGUACGCAUCUUUUCUGACAUCAGCAGUGCUGAAAUGCUCCUCAUCAUUGUAAAAGGAAUAAAUCUCCCUGCACCUUCAGGUUUACGUGUGGCAACACAUGACCUUGAUGCUUUUGUAAAGUUUGAAUUUCCGUAUCCUAGUACAGAACAAGCCCAAAGACACAAAACAGCUGUGAUCAAGAAUACAAAUUGUCCAGAAUAUAAUCAGCGUUUUGUGCUCAAUAUUAACAGAAAUCAUCGAGGAUUUAAACGAGUAAUUCAGACCAAAGGAAUUAAAUUUGAAAUAUUUCAUAAGGGGGGAUUUCUGAGGAGUGACAAAUCAGUGGGAACUGCACAGUUAAAACUGGACAAAUUAGAAACACAGUGCGAAGUCAGAGAAAUUGUUGAGAUAUUUGAUGGUAGAAAAUCUACUGGUGGUCGAUUAGAACUAAAAGUUCAAAUCAGAGAUCCCCUUAAUGGACAAGAUUUGCAAAUUAAUACAGAAAAAUGGCUUGUCCUCGAUCCAGCUAGUAGGUCACAGGACUAAAGUAACUGCUUGAACUUAAGGUCAAAUGAUAAAAUCUAUGCACUUUUCCAUGACUGCUAUUGUGAAGAUUUGCUGCUACUGAGACUGCUAUUUACAUACAAAGCCAAAGAUUCGAAAUAUCUAUUUAAAGCUUGUGUCUUUGUUGGUUUGUUGGAAACCUGCACAUUGAAAAGUACCUUACCCUAAAGAAAUAGGGCAAUGUAGACAAUCCACAAUUAUAAAAUAAACUCCCUAUAUUUUAAUAAA
Molecule: messenger RNA, 3101 nt
Organism: Chiloscyllium plagiosum (whitespotted bambooshark)
Lineage: Eukaryota; Metazoa; Chordata; Chondrichthyes; Orectolobiformes; Hemiscylliidae
Source: RefSeq, a predicted model, not a curated record